Messenger RNA from Venturia canescens, 6783 nucleotides. It is a transcript of the gene svr, whose product is annotated as carboxypeptidase D-like. The transcript has 15 exons. The record is from RefSeq and is a predicted model, not a curated record. Gene Ontology annotation, molecular function: metallocarboxypeptidase activity; zinc ion binding. Gene Ontology annotation, biological process: peptide metabolic process; protein processing. Lineage: Eukaryota; Metazoa; Arthropoda; Insecta; Hymenoptera; Ichneumonidae. The coding region runs from base 240 to 5228 and encodes 1662 amino acids.
CAGCAGCCCCCACCCUUACCUGACACAACGACUAAUGUCAUCCAUCCUUCUUCUCCCUGCUUCAGUGUUGGUUCAAUUGGUUGCUGACGUCAUUGAACACAAAAGCAACAAAAGUAACAACGAAAGGAAUAGAAUUUCGCAAAAUGUUUGGUGUUGGUUGUUGAAGCGUCGCUCUCAUCCGAUCUGUUCUCGUAUACACGCGAUAAUAAAAAAAAGUUUGAACUCACUGAAACUCGAGCAUGACUCCGUAUGGAUUUUUACUCGGCCUGUGCGCGCUCGCGAGUUUAUCAAAUGGCCAAAAUCUAAUAUCGGAAGGUUCGACGCCAAUCGAAGAUUUCAUAUGGCCCCCCCGUUAUACGCAUUACGAAAAUCUUACGACCCUUUUUUGCGGACUUGUGAAUGAGUAUCCAAACUUGGCAAAAUUACAUUCGAUCGGUAAAUCGGUUGAGGGUCGCGAUCUUCUCGUUCUCGAGAUAUCGGAGAACGUGAAGAAUCGUGGAUUGCUCGAACCAAUGGUGAAAUACGUCGCGAAUAUGCACGGAGACGAAUCCGUCGGUAGAGAACUCAUGGUUUAUCUGGCUCAGUAUCUUCUUCGGAAUUAUCAUACCGACGAGAGAAUCGCUAAAUUGGUCAACCAUACGGACAUAUUUAUCAUGCCGUCCAUGAAUCCCGAUGGUUUUGAAAAAUCUCACGAAGGCAAUUGCGAUUCCAAUUCGGAUUGGUCAGGACGCGAAAACGCCAACAAAAUGGACUUGAACAGGGAUUUUCCGGAUCAGUUUGACAGCCGAAGUAAUAGAAUACCAUCGGGAGGAAGUAUAGUCGACGGAAGACAAAACGAAACUGCGGCUAUGAUGGCAUGGAUCGUGUCACAGCCUUUUGUACUCUCCGGAAAUUUUCACGGCGGGGCGGUAGUUGCCAGCUACCCCUACGAUUCUGGAACGUCGCGCCCCCGUGACAUUGAGAGCAAAUCACCCGACGACGAGCUCUUUAAAUAUUUGGCUCGUUUGUACGCCAGUAAUCAUGUCGAAAUGCGCAAGGGCAACUCUUGUCCGCCGGAUAAUUUCACAAAUGGCAUUACAAACGGGGCAUACUGGUACGAAGUUGUAGGUGGUAUGCAAGAUUUCAAUUACGCCCAUUCAAAUGCGCUCGAGAUUACGUUUGAACUGAGCUGUUGUAAAUAUCCAAAUGCUUCGUCGCUGCCGGAACAUUGGCGCAUGAACAAAGAACCCCUUCUCAAGUAUUUGGAACAGGCUCACAUCGGAAUCAAAGGUCUUGUUUUAAAUGAGAACAAUCAACCGAUCGAGGUGGCUCAAAUUAUGGUCGAAGGAAUCUCUCAUAACGUGACUACGACGAAUCGCGGUGAAUAUUGGCGAUUACUAUUACCUGGAAAUUAUAAGAUCAGCGCUAGUGCCUGGGGAUAUCAAACGAGCGAGCCGAAAAUCGUAACUGUUGCCGGAAACGAGCCAAAUAUCGUCAACUUUGUAUUGCGCUUUGAUUCUUCGCUCGAACAAGAGCGUAAAAAUAAAAAUCUGGAGAAGGUGAAUAAGAGGAAGGACGAGUACGGAUUCAUCCGCGAGACGAAGUUCGUUCAUCACGGAUACAAAAAUAUGUACGAAUAUAUGAAAGAGCUAAACGAGGAGUAUCCAAGUAUAACGCGAUUGUACAGCGUGGGACGUUCGGUGGAAGGUCGGGAAUUGUACGUAAUGGAAGUAACGUCGAAUCCGGGAGAGCACGAUCCGAACAAGCCGGAAAUGAAGUAUAUCGGGAACAUGCACGGUAACGAGGUCGUCGGCAGAGAAUUGAUGUUGCUUCUGUUGAAAUACAUGUGCGAGAAUUACGAGAUAGACGAGAGAAUAACGAAGAUGGUUAACGGUAUUCGAUUGCACGUUAUGCCGAGCAUGAAUCCCGAUGGAUACGAAAUUUCUCAGCUCGGUGAUGUAUUUGGUGUGGUUGGAAGAGCGAAUGCAAGGAAGGUCGAUCUAAAUCGUAAUUUUCCGGAUCAAUACGGGGAAACGGAGUUUAAUCGGGUACAAGAACCGGAAACAAGAGCCGUUAUGGAUUGGAUUGAAAAAAUACCUUUCGUUCUGUCGGCAAAUUUGCACGGUGGGGCACUCGUUGCAAAUUAUCCGUAUGACGAUGGUCCGAGCUUCGGAAGUUAUUCGAAUCCGAGCCCCGACGACGCAAUAUUCAGAGCCCUCGCUCUCGCUUACUCGAACGCCCAUACCCGAAUGCAUCUCGGUAAGCCCUGUCCGCCUUUGCCCGGUAGUCCACCGGGCCUCCUCGAGGAACGUUUUCCACUCGGUAUUACCAACGGUGCAGCCUGGUAUUCGGUAUCCGGUGGUAUGCAAGAUUACAAUUAUCUCCAUAGCAACGAUUUCGAGAUAACCCUAGAGCUCGGAUGUACGAAAUAUCCUCGAGCCGAGGAAUUGCCAAAUUUGUGGCUCGAAAAUCGAGAAGCCCUCCUCGUUCUCAUCGAAAUGUCGAGAAAGGGUGUUCACGGGCUUGUGCGCUCCUCAAUCGGUAAUCCGAUCCCUCGUGCCAGAAUAACCGUCGAAGGUAUAGAUCACGAUAUUUAUACAGCGAGUCAGGGUGAUUACUGGCGUCUAUUGUUACCCGGAAAUUACAACGUGACCGCGAGCGCUUUCGGCUACGAAGCCUCUACCCGAGCAAUCACCGUACCGGAGGCUGGUUCGCGCGAGGCUACUCUCGACUUUACUUUGAUGCGCGACGACAACGACCAUUGGUCUUCCGCGUAUGAUUUCCGUCAGACGAUCAACAUGAGAAACGGAUACCUACAAAAUUCUGAAUUGAACGCGCGUCUGAGCGAGUUGGAAAAUCGAAACCCGGAAACGGCAGAAUUCAAGGCCGGUGAUUCAUUGAUCAGCAUGGCUAUUCAUUCUUUAAAAGUAACUCACUCGAUGGGCGCUCCGGAAGAGAAGAAAUUUCAUAUUGCGCUGAUCGGUGGGCUGUACGCUUCUCAACCGAUAGGACGAGAAAUGAUUUUGAGAAUGGCGACUCAUCUGCUGACGGGAGAUCGUAUCGGCGAUCCACCGAUAAUGAAGCUACUCGAUAACGCGGUUCUUCACUUUAUACCCGGUCUCGAUCCAAAUUUUCAUCGUGUCCCGGACCAUUGUAACCCCCUCGUUGUUAACGACGAGGUUGGAAAAAUAUUGAUCAGCCAGGAGGACGAGGAUGCCGAGGGUCUCGACGCGGUUACCAAUAGCUUUCGAAGACUUUUACGAAACGAGGCUUUCGAUGGGAUUGUUACUUUUUCCGGUGGAAAAAUAGCGGUCGGGCAUACGGAAAGCAAAGGGGAGAACGAGAAUGUGUUUAGGGCGAUGGCAGCGAGCUAUCGAUCGCAAAUGUCGAUGAAAAAAUGUCAACUACCGAACAACGAUUCGUUACUCCUGGCAAAUUAUAUAAAACGAAAGUACGAUAUACCUGUGAUCGAUCUGUCGCUCACCUGUUGCAAAUAUCCACCGGGCGAUAUGAUAUCAACUAUUUGGCGUGAGAAUUUGGUACCGUUGAAGGAUUUGCUUAUGAAACUCGGAACCGGUGUCAUAGCCGUAAUACAGAGUGCUCGAGGUGAACCGUUGCGCGAUGCCAAAGUACGAAUUGAAUCGAGCACGUACCGAGUAUCGGGGAACAUGGCUUAUUUCAAAAAGAUACUCUUACCGGGAAGUUAUUCGAUCGAAUUCUCAUGCCCGGGAUACGCCUCGAAGAGGAUCGGGCUUGAAAUAAAGAAAAAUUUUAUUACGAGUCUCGUUAUAUCGCUCGAGAAGAAGGAUACUGCGCAACGUCCGAGCAACCGUACCGCCGACAUCGCGGAAGCAGACGACUCUUAUCGUCUCUUUAACGAAUUUAACCGCAAAUAUCCGAGUAUUUCCAAGCUUCAUAAAAUUGGCAAAUACACGAGAAACGGCAAAGAAAUAAUGGCCCUUGAGAUAGGAAUACAGAACGACGAGAUCGAAUUGACCGGUAGACCUUCCGUUAUCAUCUCCGCGGGCAUUGGUCCGGGUGCUCCCGCGACUCGUCAUAUACUCACCGCAUUCGCCACUCAUAUUCUCAGCAAUUACAACAAGGAUCGUGAUAUUACCGGUUACAUUGAAAAAUUUAAAAUCUACGUCGCGCCAAAUUUAUAUCCGCGCGAGACCGAUGAAACGCGGACGUGCUCGACCGAGUUGCCUCGGAACGAUGUACUCGAAUUCCCGAUCGGCGCCGAGCUUAAUCCUGAUUCUCGCAUUAUCGUCGAUUGGUUCGAGAAAGUCAAUCCCGUUGUCGCGGUUAAUUUUAAUACCGGCUCGAAACACGUCGAAAUACCGUACGCCGGGGGCAUUCUCCGCUCCCUCGCCGACACUUAUGUCAAAUUCGCUGCUCUUGGCAACUCGAGCUUGCCCUGCAAUGCCACCGGUGACGUUCGCAUCGCUCCGCGUCCCGCCUCCCUUAUGGAUUAUCUUUACCAUUAUUUGGGCACGCUCGUGAUAAACGCUCAUGUCGCCUGUUGCAAUACCGACAACGUUCAACCGCUCUCGCGGCGGUACAAUACAAACGCCCUCCUGGCUUUACUUAAAUCCAUUGAGCGGGGCGUCACGGGAUACGUCCUUACGGAGGAUGACCAACCGAUUGCCGAUGCCAUUAUCACCUAUGAUCGAUACGGUCAUUUCGUUAUUAAUCACAAAAAUGGGGCAUAUUGGAUACCGUUGUCACCCGGUACUCAUACCCUCGCCGUCAACGCUCAUGGCUACAUUUCCGAUACCAAAGUCAUCGUUACUCCUGAUCUCAACAAAUUUUCUCAUCUCAUGUUCAAGCUUAUUCGUGACGAGAGCGUUCUCGGAAUGCCCAGAUUGGUAUUUGUCAUUGCUUCCGGUAUAAUAUGUCUGGGAAUCGUCGUUCUUGCGGUUUGCUGUUACGCGAGGUGCCAACCACGGAGAAACGCCCCAACAAACAAUUGGAGAGAAUACGCUUUUAGUCUUCUCGGCGAUGGUGCUAGUUUUUUCGACGACGAUGAGAAAGAAGUCGAAAUAUUUAAACGGCCGGCCAAUCGAGCGGAAAUAGAAAAAGCCAAGGAUGUCAUGGUUCAGCAGCGGCCCUACUUUGACGACGACGACGGCGAGCAGGAGGUAGAAAAACAAUGCUAUUCGAGUUCCGGUGAAGAGAGCGAUCUGGAAUUUAUUGGACCGAACGAUCGAGAUUAUGAGGAAAAAAAACCGAUUGUAACGAAAAACUAAGCAUACGAAACCGUCCCUUCUUUCAAUUAGUUACGUAGUAGAUAGGGGAACAUGGGGCAAAGUGGCCACAUGGGGCAAAGUGGCCACCCACUUUUUUGGGGCAUUUUUGAAUUCUGGGGCAAAGUGGCCACUCACGCAAUUCCGAUUUCUGGCGGGGCACAGGAUCAGUGAGAAUUCUAUGUUUUUUGAGAAAUUGAUAGCUAUUUGAGGCAGAGGGUGAGAAUCAUUUUGCGAAUUACUGAUAAAUGUCUAUUUUAUUUUAAUUGACAAAAAUCGUACUUAUAAUGGACUUCAUCUUCAUCAAUACCUGCACAUACAAGGUGUGCGCCCAUUUUAGGCAUGUUUCGCAGCGAAUUCAAUCUUUGGAGGAAUGCGAAUAAAGUUAAUCGCAGAAAAUACACGCAACGUCCGCCGCAGACAAGAAUUUUUCUUUUUUCAUGAUCUCUUUUUUCUUACUCACUAGAUUUGCGCGAUACGACAGACUCGUGAUAAUGGCGGUUUUCCCACGAUUUGCCCCCGAUAAGAACGGGCUUUUGCCACUGGUAAUGGCAAAAUUUAUCCAAGUAUUCCGACUAAUUCUUUUUUCAUCCCAUCGAAGGAGGGUACCUACUAUGCCUCGUUUCUUUUCGGUUUAUCGCGGCCUUCAAUGUUCCAUGCGGGAACAGUCUAUUACAACGUCUAUUUAACCAGAAGUGACAAUUAUCGAUUUUCACCGCAUUUGAGAGGGUGGCCACUUUGCCCCAAAAAAUUUUCUCGACCAAAUGAGGAAAAAGAGGAUGAACAAAGAGUUUUAAGAUUCAACAAUAGUCGAAAGAUCAUUUAUUAUCUGAUAAAGUGGGCUGGAUAUUCAUUUUCGGCAUGAAAAAAAAUUUGGCAAAAUUUAUCGAAGUAUUCUGACUAAUUUUUUUUUCAUCCCAUCGAAGGAGGGUUCGUACUAUGCCUCGUUUCUUUUCGUUUUAUCGCAUCCUUCAAUGUUCCAUGCGAGAACAGUCAAUUCCAACGUCUAUUUAACCAGAAGUGACAAUUAUCGAUUUUCAUCGCAUUUGAGGGGGUGGCCACUUUGCCCCAAAAAUUUUUUUUUUCAAAAUUCGAGCAAUAAGGAGGUGGAAUCAGUUUGGGGACAUAAAAAUAAGUAAAUGACCAUGUGCUACCCGACAAAACUCCUUAAAUUCCUUAAGUGGGCCACUUUGCCCCAUACUCCCCUAAUGUUAUUUAAAAGUUUGAAAAAAAAAAAAAAAAAAAAAAAAUUGUCUCAUCGGGAAGAAACCAACUCUCGGGUAUUUUUACAAUUUUAUAUUUUUAUCGCACGUAAAUUAGUGCAUGAAAUUGCGCGAAUACACGUACGUAGAGACUGCGAAGCGAUAACGAUAAUUUAUAUAUUAUACAAACUUUUGUAAAUCCAAAAGACGAAGAUACGAGCGAGGGGAGGAGGGAGAAAGGAGAUGGGAAGUAAAUCUAUUGAAAACGCUGCGUGAAGCGAUGGUACAUCGAGCAACAUUCGACCACCAGAACCAGUGAAAAUAUAUAUUUUAUGAAUAAACGGCGCUUCCACCAA